This is a messenger RNA of Manis javanica (Malayan pangolin), 3099 nucleotides long. The record is from RefSeq and is a predicted model, not a curated record. NCBI's taxonomy places the organism in Eukaryota, Metazoa, Chordata, Mammalia, Pholidota, Manidae.
CCAGACUGACUGGGAAGCCGAAGGCUGCUCGCGCUCAAAGGGUUGCGCCGCGUCAGAAGAGCCCCAAGUCUGCAAGGGGCGGGAAGCGCGGCAGAAUCCGCCCCCUUAUAGAAGCCCUUGUGAUUGGCCUUCCCCCGUCACUCAGCCUUCCGCCGGCGAGGAGGAGAAGGCGGGCUCCACAGGGAAGGGGCGUGGCCAGGCUCCGGUAAGGCGCGCGCUCUCGUCUACAGAGGCAGUCAUAGGUUCCACGCACGCCAGGGCCGGGCGCGCGCAGCCGGCAAGUGGGGAGAGUCCUCGGAGGCGCGGCGGGCAGUGCAGAGAUACGGGAGCUGCUGCAGGAGAUUCGGCCCGCACCCGCUGCAGCCCCCGCCCCAGUCAGCGGCCCGGCGGCCCGCGUGUCACCGCACUGUCGGAGCCCGCAGCUCUCUCCUGCUGCAGCGGUGCGCGCAAUGGCCCCGCGCAAGAACGCCAAGGGCGGCGGCAGCAACAGCAGUUCCAGCAGCGGCGGCGGCAGCAGCCCCGGGGCCCGCAGAGAGACAAAACAUGGAGGACAGAAGAAUGGAAGGAAAGGAGGACUUUCUGGAAGUUCAUUUUUCACCUGGUUCAUGGUCAUUGCACUGCUGGGAGUCUGGACAUCAGUAGCUGUCGUCUGGUUUGAUCUUGUUGAUUAUGAGGAAGUUUUAGCCAAAGCAAAGGACUUCCGUUAUAACUUGUCUGAGGUACUUCAAGGAAAACUAGGAGUCUAUGAUGCUGAUGGUGAUGGAGAUUUUGAUGUGGAUGAUGCCAAAGUUUUAUUAGGCCUUAAAGAAAGAUCUGCUUCAAAGCCAGCAGUGCCACCAGAAGAGGAUGGGCCAUACCCCUGGCUGGAGGACCGGGCCCCCGAGGGGACAGGCCCGCAGAAUAUUGAAGAUGAUGUACAAGAACAAAUUCAUUCCCUUCUCCAUGACACAGUAUACGCAGAAUAUGGCAUGGGCUUGGUGCUGGGCGUACAUGGUGAACAAAAACCUGAGGUCCUUGUCCUUGCAGAAGACCUGCACCAAGAAGAGGACGGACCAGUGAAGGACCCACACCCAGAAGAUGGCGAGCUCUUUGCAGGACGUGAUGUGGAUGACGGAUCCGAGCCCCAGGGAACUGGAACAUUUCAUGAAGAAACUGAAGAUACUUACCCUGUAGAAGAGACUGCUUCACAGGCCAAUAAUCAGGAUGAGGAAGAGAUGGUGUAUGAGCAGGAGAGUCCAGAUUCUGUUGAACCAGUAGCAGACGAUGAUGAAAGAAUGUACCAUGUGGCAGAUGACGUAACAUACCAAGACUAUAAUGAACAAGAAGUAUUUGUGUCCCCUUCAGAAGAUCAAGAGGAAAUACCACCAGAUGCUUAAAACUUCAGAAAGACUGCCCCUACUACCACAGGAGGACCAGACUAACCAUACGCUCCAAAAGAUGGCUGUGAUAGAUCUUGUGACGUAAUUACUGAGCAGAUCAAGAUCUGUGGGAAUGCACACUAAUGAUGUUUUGAAUGAAUCAUAGUCCACUGGCAUUUUAAUUUUUUUUUUUAGAAAAAAGUUAUGCGUAAAACGUUCCAUUUCUGCAUGUCCUAUUUUGAUAGCAUUAGUAGAUCUUUUGGAUUUCUUUUUCUUUUAGUAACACAACUUUUAGUCUUACCUGCAUUGAUGUGUGUUUUUCAGACAACAGUUAAUAAUUAUAUUGAUGACAUAGCAGCAAUUGCCUUGGCAGGGUUUUAACAUAUCUAUUCUUAGUAAUCAACACUAACUACAUUGGACUGACUCGUAGAUGCAUUAAUAAAAGCCGCUAAGAGUGCCUUGCAUUAGCUCUCUUAAGGACACCAGUAGAGGUAGAUUAUCAUUAGCUGUGAAGAUUUGAAUUGUAUAUAUCUGUACUGAUAUUCUUAUCAAACAUUUCUAUAUUAGCUUUGAGUAUUUAAGGUAAAACUCAAAAUUCGAGAUUCCUGUAGCUUUUUAGCUUACUAAUUAGAAAAAUUUAAUAUUUCAAUGAAAGUCUUAAGUUAUCAUGUUUUAUUUGUUUUUCAAAAUGAGGGAGGAAACUUAAAUUCCUUGUUAGGGCAUAGGGAAAGGAAUAGCCUGCUCUAUCAUGCAAAGAAAUGCUUUUUGGCACUUUGAAUCAAUCAGAUCAUAGCUGUAGUCCAUUCAGUAUUUGUUUAAAUUUUAGAAAGUCUGUUAAAUUACUAGUGUAUGAAAUUAUUCUGCCUUUGGCUAAUUUAAAUAGUGCCCUCACAACACUAAAGACUAUGCAGUGCUCUUCCUAAUGAAGGCAGCAAUGCCUCUAGCUGAGUUCAUUUAGAACUUGGGAAAACACUCAGAGCCGGAUGCCUGCUGCUAUUCCACAAUGAAUGAACCCCUCCCUUUCUAUACUGAAGAGUUUCUUCUAUUUUUAAUGUGGUUUAUUUUGCUUCAGAAAUAGUUGCUGUGAUGAAAGUAUUCAUUUGUUAAAAAAAAAAAGUAGCUGCAACAUCAUUUUGUGAAGGUCAUGAGCUGUAAAAAAGCCAUAAUAAGUAGUUUCGUUUACAUGUCAGGGGUAGCUCUUGAGUAUGUUAACAUUGUUUAAGGAUAAGAUGACUUUUUUCCUGCUUUUAGAGUCAUGAUCAAAGAGAUUUUAUAUUUUUAUCAUUAUAGAUCAUAGUUACAAUGUAGUGCGUUCUGCAUGCUUACCCAAUGUGUAGCAAAACCCAAAAUAAUGUAGUAAGAAGAGCAAUAAUUUUCUAAAGCUGUGAUAUGAAUCAGAGUUGCUACUCAAAUUCAAAUUAAGCUCUUAAUUCAUAUUGUGAACUAUUGAACACUACUUUUUAUAAAGCCAUAUUUUUUUAGGGAAACUGAGGAGUGACAUAAAACAAAUAAAUGAGUAAAAUUUUACUGAAUUUUUGUAUAUAAUCUCUAGAACUGUGGAAAUUGAGGAUUCAUUAUGCUGUGAUCAACUUAAGAUACUUUUUAAUUCCAAAUAUUUGAAUUAAUGAGCCUUGUCUUUACAAAUAUAUGCCAAGCUUGGCAGCAUCAAUGGAUUUUCUAAAAAUAAUGUAAAUGUCAUCUGUUUAAUGUUAUUUGAGUGCAAUAAAAUGCAGAAUUCUUC